AUGGUGAUGCGACGGUUAGCCAAUUCUCCCGAUACACCACCUCAUGCGACCCGUAAGAGUCUGCUUGCUCAUCGCAAAGGAGGCUUUAGGUCAGUUCUCACCGACGCCUGCCAAAGGAGAGGUAAUGGUUUCGCUCUGUCCUGUUUCCGCUUGGCAAGCUUGAGUGCAAAUUGGUCUGAUUCUGCGUCUAACCCUGACUCAUGUCGAGACGAGCUCGCUUUGGUCACCUCGUGUGGGCACCUACUUUGUACUGCUGAGUGUUCCGCCUCUGCCGUUGCUAAUGCCAUCUUCUCAAGUAGUGCUCGGACAAAGGAACACCGCGAGGCUGAGGCCGAGGCCGAGGCUCAACGGCGGUCCCAGGGGCUCGGCGCUCUGGCCUGCGGUACUGUCGGCACAAUUGGGCUGGGCUGGGUUGGGCCAGGCCUCCAGAACAGCCUCGGGCACGGCAGACAGUUGCUCCGGUCUGGCUCUGUCCUCGGCGGACAAAGCGACAACUGGAACCAAUUUCGUCCGCCAACAGUUUGUCGAAACAUCGCGACACUUCUCCUACUCCGGCAUCAGCAUUAG
Protopolystoma xenopodis is the source of this 567-nucleotide messenger RNA. The record is from the annotation of a GenBank genome assembly. Lineage: Eukaryota; Metazoa; Platyhelminthes; Monogenea; Polystomatidea; Polystomatidae.